Messenger RNA from Saccostrea cuccullata (small rock oyster), 1781 nucleotides. Its product is annotated as arrestin domain-containing protein 3-like. NCBI's taxonomy places the organism in Eukaryota, Metazoa, Mollusca, Bivalvia, Ostreida, Ostreidae. Bases 267 to 1460 code for a protein of 397 amino acids. The record is from RefSeq and is a predicted model, not a curated record. Gene Ontology annotation, biological process: protein transport. Gene Ontology annotation, cellular component: cytoplasm. The transcript has 8 exons.
AGUUAUCUAUCCACCGAUUCGUUAACUAAAAUCUGGUAAAUUUCACGGUAGAGUUUCAGGAAAGUGUCCGAUCAAUGGAAUCGAUGAUGAAAGCGCCCCACAGGAGCUGAGACAAUAGAGAGGUCGCUGUCAUUCGUCUCAGGUGUCUCCGUGCAUAAGCUACAGGCAAGGGAAAUUAAAAAAUAAAAAUAACAGAUAUGGAAGUUGACGUACUCUGAAACAAUGUGAAUGAAAAUAACUGUUCAUGUAUCAUUAUCCCCUUUAAUAUGGGAAAACUAGAUAAAUUUGACAUAGAAUUUAAAAACACUGACAAUGUUUGUGUUUCGGGAAACCCUCUUUGUGGAUCUGUUGUCCUGCAGCUUUCUGGGAAAUUAAAAAUUCAAGAUAUUUUACUUCGCUUCCAUGGUUAUGCUAGUGUUGGUUGGGUGGAAAAACAUUCAAGUGGUCAUGGAAAGAACAAAAAGGCCGUGGCCAAGCACUUCUCUAGUGAAGAAAUAUAUUUUGACCACACCGUUCAUGUUUAUGGUAACAAUGCCAGCCAGGUGAACACCCUGGCCGCCGGGUCACACUCCCUCCCAUUCGAGUUUCAUCUUCCGGCAGAUUGUCCUACUUCCUAUGAGGGGUCCAUUGGUCGCAUCCGUUAUUACGUGUCUGCUAGAAUCAGGAAACUAUAUGAAAUAGAGCAUACAACCAUGAAACUUUUCACCGUCAUAAAUCACCUUGACUUGAACAACGACUUACGAUUACAGCAAUCGACAGAUGCCAGUAACGAGAUGACUCUUUGCUGUCUGUGUUGUAAGUCCGGACCUAUUUGUGCCACGCUAUAUUUAGAAACAAUUGGAUUCGUUCCCGGGGAAGGAAUUCCCAUCCACGUGGAGAUUGAGAAUAGAAGUGGCAGGAAGGUGUCUGCAGCUAGUGUUACGCUGCUAAUGGUUGUCCGUUACAACACGUCCAAAAAAUCGAAAACUCACACUAACCAAGUCGCGUCUGUUUGUAAGGACAAAUGGAAUGCUGGGAAAACAGGCGUGUGGACAGGGGAGCGACUCGUCAUACCUUCCGUUCCGCCAUCUUAUCUUCAAGGAUGUGACAUCAUCGAUGUCUCAUAUGUACUCGAGUUAAAGAUCCAUCCCUCUGGGCCAGCCUUCACUCUGCCAGUUAAAAUGGAAAUUGUUAUAGGAACGAAGCCCUUAAAAAAUUCAAUCAGUAACUUUUCAUACUGUGGGUCAGGAGUUUCAGUAAACUCUCCAGUCAUCCAUACCAACGAUAACAAAAAACUACUUUGUGUUAAGUACACGGAGAGUGUCCUGGGAAAGGUCAAUGUGGAAGAUGACCCAGAAUGUGACAAGAUUUCGUACGACAUCACUUUCGCCCCUGUUUAUCCAUAUCACUCAAUCUCAAAUAAAACAGACAGUUUCCAGGUCAAUUCGCCAAAACCAAGUGUGAAAAGUGUGGGAAGAUAGGCAAAACCACGCCUUCCUUAUUGUGUUGUUACGGAAACUGAACAACUAACGUUAACAUUAAGGAAUCCGAGUUUUCCGUCAGUGUGGGUUGUAUUGAAAAAUUGAGGAUUGGGUUGUGAUAAGUUUGUAUAUCAGGUUUACAUCUUUAUUCAUUCUUUUCACAUGAAUAAUAUGUACCUUGUAUACAUUGCGCAUUUUAGGAACAUUAGUACUGUAUUACUAUUUUGGGAAAAUUGUCUAAUCUAUAUAUGUAAGUAUAAUUUAACAUACAUGCGUAUCAAUUGAAACACAGCAAAACGCAAUAUUGUUUUAAGAAUACCU